Messenger RNA from Colletotrichum karsti, 1440 nucleotides. Its product is annotated as zinc knuckle transcription factor. NCBI's taxonomy places the organism in Eukaryota, Fungi, Ascomycota, Sordariomycetes, Glomerellales, Glomerellaceae. Gene Ontology annotation, molecular function: zinc ion binding; nucleic acid binding. The record is from RefSeq and is a predicted model, not a curated record. The transcript is spliced from 6 exons.
CUGGGAUCCAACUUCUCCGAUCAAUCAUCUCCGACUCCUACAUCUACCACCAACAAGAUGUCUGGCUGGGGUGCUACUGGCGACGACGCCUGGGGUACCAACGAUGCUUCUGGCAACACUGGUGCUGGAGACGAUCCCUGGAACAACCCCCAGGGCGGCGAUGGCGGCGAGGGUGGUGGUGAGCGCGGCGCUUGCUUCAACUGCGGCCAGGAUGGUCACAGCAAGGCCGAGUGCCCUGAGCCCCCCAAGCCUUUCGAGGGCACCUGCAACGCCUGCGGACAGGAGGGUCACAGGCGCCGCGACUGCCCCGAUGCUCCCGCCAUGACUUGCAGAGUCUGUGGUCAGGAGGGUCACAUGCGCAAGGAUUGCCCCGACAAGCCUCCUGAGGUUUGCCGCAACUGCCACGAGGAGGGCCACGCUGUUGUCGAGUGCAAGAACCCUCGCAAGAUCGACCUCAGCAUGGUUGAGGAUGUUGAGGCUGACCAGGCUUGGAACGAGAUCAUCGAGGCUGCCUCGGAGCGUGACGGUGUCGAGGCCAAGGAAGCCGUCCUGAAGUACAUCAAGCACUUCCCUGAGAUGACUUACACCGACCUCGAGGAGGCUUUCCGUGGUCAGGAGAUGGGCGUCUACCUCAUCGCCACUGAGCGUGCCCUCGCUCCUACUCACACCAACAUGGAUCUUCAGGGUAACUUGGAGAAGAAGUACACCAUCCAGUACCGCUUCAAUCCCAACCCUGAGCGCGCUCGUGAGAAGGAGUCCUGGCCUCCCUCUCCCCAGGAGAACAUGGCUCGUCUCAAGGACGCUGGUGAGCCGGUCUCUCGUCUUAUGCAGAAGUGCAACAACUGCGACGAGCUUGGUCACACCUCCAAGGCCUGCCCCCAGGAGGCCAACGAGAAGGUUCGCGUCACCAUCACUUGCUACAACUGUGGCGAGGAGGGUCACCGCGUUCGUGACUGCCCCACCCCUCGUGUCGACAAGUUCGCUUGCAAGAACUGUGGCCAAUCUGGCCACAAGGUCUCUGACUGCACCGAGCCUCGCAGCGCUGAGGGCGUCGAGUGCAACAAGUGCCACGAGACUGGCCACUUCUCCCGUGACUGCCCUACCGGCGGCGGCGGCGGUCGUUCGUGCCACAACUGCGGCCAGGAGGGUCACAUCUCCAAGGAGUGCACUGAGCCUCGCAAGAUCAAGUGCCGCAACUGCGACGAGGAGGGCCACACUUCUCGCGACUGCGACAAGCCUGUCGAUGUCACUCGCAUCAAGUGCAUGAACUGCGGCGAGAUGGGUCACAAGAAGUACCAGUGCCCCAACCCUCCCACCGAGGAUGUUGACAACUUCGGUCCUUCCAACGGCGGCGGCGGCGGCGGUGACUCUGGCGACGCCUGGGGCUCUGGUGGUGGUGGUGGUGGUGGUGACGCCGCCCAGGACACCGGUGGCUGGUAG